ACAAAUAAGCUGGAAUAUUUUCGUGUAGCUCACAGAUAAAAUAGCUGGCUCGCCACGAACACGCAAAAGUGCCGCCGAAUUGAGUGAUAAGUGCAUAUUUUCAGUGAGAGCCAUGCAAAAUCCGUGGGCGAGCAGUGACUGGGAGUGAGUUGGCACGGCCAAGUGAAAACGGACCGAGAUAGGCGAAGAAUUAUGUAGCUGAUAGGCCUCCCCAAGAAAAUUCUCCACUUUUCGUGAGCCCCACUUUUGAGGCAAGGUGACAAAAGUUGACACAUAAAGUCAAUCACACUUGGAUGAGGUGUUAGGCGAUUACUUGGACAAGGAAUCUAUUGCUCAGCUGGAAUAGAGAGAAUAACUUGACACACAAUGGGAAAUUCGAGCACGAAACUUGCUGAGAAGUGCUCAUUGUUGACCAAGGACGAGGUUCCACUUGUUGCCAGCUCCUUUAAGUUAGUGAGCAAGAACUCGGACCGCAUCAAAGAGGAUGAUUUGAUGAAAUUCUGGGGCUCCCAAAUGGAUCCCCGCUUGGCUCAGUACAUCACAAACUUCCUCUUCGGCGCCCUCGGAUCGCGCUCUUCGGUCGUGGAGUUCCAGAAGUUUGCCGAAUUGUACGUGUACUGCGUGAGAGGCUCUGUGGAUGAACGAAUAUCUGUUUUAUUAACAUGUUUGGGCCACUCGGGCUCAGAGUCGGCCGACAUUGCUUAUCCGCUAAUCAAGGAAUACGUGGAAGCUGUUGUUAGUAGCUACAUGAGAGCGUUGAGACUCGAGUCUGGCCCUCGAUUCAAAUCCUGGGAAUCCAAGGGGUUCCGCAUCAUCAAGGAGUGCAUCCAGAAGUUGGCUGAUAGUCUCGUCUAUGAUGUGGUUCAGCCCGGAACGCAGAAGGUCACACGAGUUGACGCUGAGAGAUGGCUUCAAUCAAAUCCAACCUUUCUCAAAAUGCUAGAACAUGUUUUCUCUCAUCUGUACAACUAUCGGAGCACGAAGAGUCCUCAAGAGGAGCCUGUUGCUGUACGCAAAUCUCUAGUCAGUGAAUCAAUACUGCUACCCUUCUGCGAAGGACUGGAGUACGUGCCAGAUUUUCCGGCCACCACGGAUAUCACACAAAUCCUAUACAUCAAUUCCAAUCUGCCGACGCAGCAUCAAGACAAGUGGCGAUUCCUCUUCUCCUCGCAGAUUCAUGGCGAGAGCUUCUCCACGUUGCUGGGCCGCAUAAUGGAUCAGGGUCCGUCUGUGAUUAUCGUUGAAGACACAAAUGGCUAUGUUUUUGGCGGAUUCGCGCCGGCUUCGUGGUGUUUGAGCGCCAAUUUUGCUGGAAAUACCUCUACAUUCCUGUUCACGCUGCGCCCCAAGAUGAGAUGCUUCGAGAGUACCACGUACAAUGAUCACUAUCAAUAUCUCAAUUUGCACCAGCAAACAAUGCCCAAUGGAUUGGGAAUGGGCGGCCAGCACAACUACUGGGGUCUCUGGCUAGACAGUGAAUACGGCUUUGGUGAGUGCUCAGAGUCAUGCACCACAUUCAAGGGAUACUCCCAGAUGAGCGCUAACAAGAAAUUCAAGAUCCGCAAUGUGGAAGUCUGGGCGGUUGGUGAAAAACCCUCCACGGAAUCCGAUGAUGAGGCUUCGGAAAAGAGUCCUGGACGGUCGGUUCUGCAGGGCAACACGGAAACGAAGGCAAUUUUGGAAAUGGCAGGAAAGAGGCAAUAUUCUGAAGGUAUUCGUGAUGAGUUCUUUGAGUAGUUGUCUUUCAGACACAACUAUAAACUCUACACAAAUCACUAAAGACACAAUUUCCUGUUCAGUAAUCAAUUUUGAAGUUUUGCAAUGCGAGAGCAUAAUUCUAGUAAUUUAUUGAGUAAUUGGUAAGCGUAUAGGUAGUAUUUUGAUCUUCUAAUUUUUCAAUGGAAUUACAUAUUUAUAAGCUCAGCCACUUUAGGUGAUAUAAUUGCAGAAUCAACUUAAAGUUUAUAAAUUAUGUGGUAAGGAGUAUCGUGCAUAAUAUAGUUAAUAAUUUACAACUGAAGGCGAAGGUGAAGCCAUACCAAAGAGUAAAAUGUAUCAUGUAGAUUGUAGAUUGAGAAAUUGUUCCAUUAACUCUUCUUUACUUUGGUUUAUUUACACUUUUUGAUGAUGUCGCAAUGUUUCAAUCUUGUACCAGAAUCGCACAUAAACAGACUGAAUAAUUUAUACACUUAGGCAAAAAAGGAGAAAAAAAACGUGUGUGUAAUCCCUUGAUUGUGUCCCUGUAAACGUGCUUGAAAAUAUUCAUCGAUGUAGAGGAAAAUUUGAUAAGAAAUAAUUCUAUAUAUACCAAAACUGAUAGAAAUCAUUGUUACUGUUAGUCUCAAUUCAAGAAAAUUUUGUAUAUUUUCAACACCUUUCGCAAAAUAUUAGAUAUUAUAUUGAUUAGAAGACAAUUAUAAAUUAGUAAAUUAUCGAGAGAAUUUGAGACUUUCUCAAAAGAUCUCAUCUUGAGUAAUAUUUGAGCGAGAGAUUUAGUAAAAAAAAAAAACACUCCUACUGACUGUGAAUCCAACAUAUUGGCACAUUUUCGUAAUAUUUGCAGAGAAUACAGAUGGAACUGCAGACUUGAAUGAAGCUUAGAAAAGUCUCGAGGCUUCACAGAAAAAUCUGGAAGGGAAUUGAGUAAAAUUCAUAAAUCCUUGGCAAUUGGACAAUGAUACGAAAUUUGUGAUGGAAAAAAAUAAAUUUAAUAUGCGUGAGAUCGCGAUCGUAAAAAUAAGUUUUGAGCUUUCUCGCUGUCAGUGAGGCAUUCAUAUAUGUGAAAUUAUGUAAUAUCCCAGGCAAUUAUGUGUGGAAUCAGAUGAAUUUUCUAAUAUUUCAUUGGAUUUUCAUAUGCUUUUUUUCCUUGGGAUUGCUACAUUGCUAGACGCAAGCGAUGACGAUCGCGGCAUUAGGCAGAUUCGCAGUCAGAAAAUUGGACUUUCUCACACUGAUGAGAUUUCUCUGGGAGUGUGCAUAGUUUUAUGAUUACAUUAUUAUGUCUUGUGAUCUGCGAAAGGUCUAUGAAUUUUGUACAUUUUAAGUUAUCUAUUUAAGUGUUGUUGUUUUAUAUUACUGAAAGAUCAAAUAAAAGUAUAUCGAAAAGGCA
Messenger RNA from Phlebotomus argentipes, 3109 nucleotides. Its product is annotated as MTOR-associated protein MEAK7. NCBI's taxonomy places the organism in Eukaryota, Metazoa, Arthropoda, Insecta, Diptera, Psychodidae. The transcript is spliced from 7 exons. The record is from RefSeq and is a predicted model, not a curated record. The coding region runs from base 367 to 1737 and encodes 456 amino acids.